AUGGUUUCAACGAAGUUGCUCCUCUUUACUGCUCUGCUGAGCAUUAUGGCCACCAGUGGCUCGGCACAGGGGGAUUUUACAAACUUUGGAUUACUUGGACCAUCUAGUCCGGCGCUGCAGUCAUUCAGCAAUUUCGUUUCAUAUGUGAAAACGGAGUUCUACUCAUUGAUACCCACCAAGGAUGGCUACCACUUUAAAUUGGAAGAACCUAAUGGCAGCAUGCGCGAGGAAAUGGUUAUGUUUCUUUAUCCUGGAACGGACCGACAAGAAACGGUGGUGAUGGGAUCCUACUCCACUUACGAUAAAGAGACCAACACCGAUUCUGUUACCAUGUAUGUGGCCGAUAAGAAGGGUAAUAGAGCCCGUUACCAAAAUAAGGUCAGAAAACUGCCUAUUAUGUGUCUCAAGUCCUGCACUGGAUAA
Messenger RNA from Drosophila takahashii, 423 nucleotides. RefSeq lists its product as uncharacterized. Lineage: Eukaryota; Metazoa; Arthropoda; Insecta; Diptera; Drosophilidae. The record is from RefSeq and is a predicted model, not a curated record.